Molecule: messenger RNA, 687 nt
Organism: Arachis stenosperma
Lineage: Eukaryota; Viridiplantae; Streptophyta; Magnoliopsida; Fabales; Fabaceae
Exons: 1
Coding region: 1-687 (228 amino acids)
Source: RefSeq, a predicted model, not a curated record
AUGGCUAGUGAGGAGAGUUUUGUUGUUUUGGUUCACCAUAGAGGAUCCGUUAAGAGGAAAACUAGUUCCGGAGUGAAGUUCACAGAUAAGAAUCCUCUCUGUAUUGUCGUUACUCCUACGACGAGCUAUGAUGACCUUGUUAGAGCUGUAUUGACGAAGCUCGGUCUGGAGGGUGCGAAGCGGGUUAAGAAGUUUUUCUAUCGCAUUCCAAUCACGGUGCUACAGAAUACCGUGAAGUAUGAUUGCUUCACGAUUAGUAGUGAUGUGGACUUGCAAGUAUUGUUUCUUUGUCGGCGGCAGUUUCCGGAGGUGAGGACACCAGAGUUGUUGGCACGGCUGGUUGAUGUGGUAUCCAGCUCAGGCGGUUCGAACCGGAAUACGACCGAUUUAGCCACUCCAGCAGGUUCUAGUUCCCGGCCUGCCGUUGCUUCUUCCUCCGUCCCUGUGUAUCCACCAGUGGUCCAACCUGUCGCCUCCCCGUCUUUUGCUGCUGACCUCAAUAGCGGUGUAGGCGACGAGGUAUGGUCAAGGGAAAAUAUGCCGAACGCUUUAAUGGGUGUUGCACCGGUUGGCGUUGGAGACGGAUUUUUGGGUGAUGCAGAGGAGGAUGACGUCGAGCCGGAUAUGAUUGAGGAUGACGUCGAGCCGGAUAUGAUAUUGGACGGAGUGAGCCUGCAUUGGCGGUAG